GUUUAGGUCCCCUGUCAACAUGAUGACACGAGGGCUUGUUCUGCUGCUAUCAAUUCUAGUCGCAGUAGACGCGGCUAAAAAAGUGCAACCUAAGCGGGCGAAUCAGCAACAACGACAACAACAAGGUCCCCAACCGCAACGCUGGUCACGGCAACCAAAUCAGCAACACCAGCCGGUGUUACACGCACAACAGUUCCACCCUCCACAAUUCCGCCAGGUGGCGCAGCCCCAGUACUUCCACCCUCCACCAUACCAGUACCAUCCACCACAACAAAGGCAGCGUCCUCAGCAACAGAAAACACCGCAACAGAAUACCAAAAAGCAACCUUUAAAGAAGCAAGCACCAGAAGUGAAACCCAUGCAACCUGCAAUUCAGCCUCAAGUUGCAGUUGUACGUCCUCCAUAUCCACAGUUUCUCCACCCUUUUCCACACCCACCAAUACAGUACCAGCCUCUUCCCUUGCAACAAAAGCAGCAAACCAAAACAAAGAAAACAAGUAAUCAAACUUCUCAAAAACCGAUUCAAAAACCAGCACCACAAUCGCCGCCAAGGCAACUUCUCAUGAAACCCCAAUAUCCCGUUGUACAACCUCAACCAAGGUAUAUGAUGCCGCAAAUGCAUUACCCUCCUCAGUUUUACCAACCCCAGUACUAUCCUCCGCCAGUUUAUCAAAUUCCUCUGCAGCCACAAACCACUAAACCAAAACCUACCACCACCACCACCACAACCACUACAACCACACCGGAACCACCGGAAAUGGAAUCUGAAGGUAAAUCUGGAAUGCCAGCACCGCAAGUUCCUUGUAACUCCUGGUACAUUGAUCGCGGGGGCGUAUACAGAUGGUUACCAUGUCCUUUACCACCCCAACCUGUGACAAGACCCACUCGGCGACCAACCACCAAGCCACCACGAACCACCACCGCCAGCCCCGGUCCCUUUAUCACCCAGGAGUGUGACUACUGGUACAUUCAGAAGGGGGUGUACAAGUGGUACGCGUGCCCGACCCUUCCGCCACCAGCAACUACGCAGGGACUUUUCGAUUUCUUAUUCAACCCUCCCACUACCCUUGCGCCUGUAAAUAUAUUUCCAGUAGUGAAGCAGGGUCCCGUGAAAGUUAAGAUUUAUCAUAAGGAAGUAGAGAGAAGCUGAAUAACCAUGUGUUACAUAUAAAGCAUCUCCCUGGU
Saccostrea cuccullata (small rock oyster) is the source of this 1185-nucleotide messenger RNA. RefSeq lists its product as uncharacterized. The record is from RefSeq and is a predicted model, not a curated record. Bases 20 to 1150 code for a protein of 376 amino acids. The transcript has 2 exons. Lineage: Eukaryota; Metazoa; Mollusca; Bivalvia; Ostreida; Ostreidae.